AUGGAUUCCUUACACGAGCAGCAGUUCCACAUCCGUGAUCUUCCCACGCGGACUGUCACUCUCUUCCCAACCAGAGCACAGGUUGUUAGAGACAUCAAAGAGGUUGCCCUGAAGCCGGGAGCCAACGAGAUCGCCGUGGUGGGAUUAUCUCCGACUGUUGACGAGGAAUCUAUCAAAGUCGAGGGCAUUGGUUCAGCCAUCAUCACCGAUAUCACCAUUGAGUUGCUCCCCAAUCGUGACAUCUUUGAGGAGAUCUAUCCUGAUUCCGACUCGGACUCGGAAGAGGACGAGUCCGAGGAGGAUGACGAGUUCACAAGGAAGACCAACGACGAGCUCAAGGCAGUGCGUGACUCUCUCCAGACAUUGUAUGACAAGAGAGACCGCGAGGAUGAGAUUAUCGAGAGUGCUAUCAAUCGCCAAGGUUUUCUCGAAUCCUAUGGCCGCUCGUUGGAGAAGAAGAAGGGCAACUUCAACAUUGAUGACAGCCUCGAGAUGUAUCGCAAGGAGCGGGACAAGACCUUCGAGGAUAAGAUGAGCGCCACCAUUCGGAAGCGCGAGAUUGCCGCAGAGAUCGACAAGCUUCAGCUGGAGGAGGCACGGCUGCUCAAGUUAGAGGCGAAGGAACAGGCCAAGAUCAACAAGACCAAAGCAAAGGUCCAAAGGGCAAAGGACAAGGUUAGAGCUCAGAAGCUCCGGCGCAGGGCCAAAAAGGAGAAGGAGAAGGCCCGCAUUCGCAAAGAGCGGGAACAGUUUUGGCCCAAAUCAUGCUAUACUAUCCGCGUCACGCUUGAUGCUACCAGUCUGUCCCCUUCCUCGUCACGCCGGAGCUCGGUUGCCAGCGCUGCUGAUGUCAAACUGGCCCCUGAAAAGCCCAUGGAAGAUACCAUCACGUACUGCGAUCUGUCUCUCAGCUACGUCACCACGUCUGCUUUCUGGUCGCCCAGUUAUGAUUUGGCCCUGUCCACCACCACCAACUCGGCCAUUCUCUGUUUCGAUGCCCAGCUGACAAACAUGACCUCGGAGACUUGGACCAACGCCAAGGUGAUCCUGAGCACAUCGCAGGCUAGUUUCUCUGGCCUCCACGACGAGUCCCCAAGGCUUUUGCCUUGGCGGAUCAAGCUAGGUGGCCGCACUGCCCAUUUUACCAGCGACCAAGCCAUUUACAGUCGUGAGGAGAGGACACAGAAAGAGAUAUGGAACGCGGCGCAAAAUAAUUCCCAGCAGCAAAAGCCGCGCGCUGAGCUGUUUGGCGUCAGCAAACCACAGCCACACCGUCAAUUUUACACGCAGGGUGGGGGGGAGGGGGUUGCUUUUGCUCUGCUUGGUGAAGCCUCACCACCUCCACCACCACCGAGCAACCCAGCGCCGUUGGCGUGUAGUAUGGGGGGACCGGGCCUGGCGAAAGGGCUAAAUCUGCGCUCCGCAAACAUGUCGGCAAUGAGCAAACGCCGCAGGAGCGGAAAUCCCCCCGACGGUGCAGUGUCAGAGUCGAUGGAAUACGAAGACCACGACGCCCAAACCGUCCUCGAGCCCACCCCCGAGGUCUCCUUCCAGGACUCCUCCUUUGAGGAAACCGGCCUCACCGCCACCUACGACCUCCCCAACCCCAAGACACUGAGGCCGAGCUCGAUCGCCUCCAAGCAGCGCGUCGCGAGGAUCACCUUCACCAACGUCGUGUUCGCCAGGACCGUCGUGGCCAAGUACAAGCCUGCCGCGUACCUCAAGGCCAAGCUCCGCAAUACGAGCAAGCUGACGCUGCUGAAGGGCCCGACGGGCCUGACGCUGGACGGGACGUUCAUGGGCCGGUCUACGCUUCCGAGGUGCAGCGCCGGGGACACGUUCAAGAUCCCGCUGGGUGUUGACCCUGCCAUCAAGGUUGCCUACCCCAAGCCGGAGGUCAAGAGGAGCACCACCGGGGUGUUCACCAAGGGGGAUAACAGCGUUUACACCCGGGCGAUCACUCUGGUCAACACGCGGGCUGCUCAAGGGGCCAAGCCGGUCGAGGUGUUGGUGUUGGAUCAGGUUCCCGUCAGCGAGGAUGAGAAGCUGAGGGUGGAGCUGCUGCACCCGAGGAUGAGCGUCAGCGGAGGGGGUAUGUCGACCGGAGUGCCGGGUAAGGACGGGAAGGAGGAGGCCAACUGGGGCAAGGCGGUGUCGUUUUUGAAGAAGGGCGGGGAGGUGAACUGGGAGGUGGUGCUCAACGCGGGACGGAGCGUCAAGUUGACGUUGGAGUACACCAUCGAGAUGCCGUCUGGGGAGAAGGUGGUGGAGUGCUAG
Molecule: messenger RNA, 2277 nt
Organism: Podospora anserina S mat+
Lineage: Eukaryota; Fungi; Ascomycota; Sordariomycetes; Sordariales; Podosporaceae
Exons: 2
Coding region: 1-2277 (758 amino acids)
Source: RefSeq, a predicted model, not a curated record